AUGGGUCGCAAGCCAAACCCUCUGAUUCUGGAGUACUUCGUGCGCGGGCCGAAGCUCAACGACAACAGCAACCGCUAUCCUCACACCUGCAAACAAUGCGGCGAGAACUUCCCAAAGGGUCGCAUUGACAGUCUGACAACGCAUAUCACCAAAAAAUGCCCGGCCAUAUCCGAACCCGACCGCAUGCGAGCUUGCCUAGAGCUCCAUGGCAUUACGAAUGCCAGGACCUUGCCCGAUCGAAACCUUCUGCAGGCAAACGGCCACCAAGAGAACGGACAGUCUGCCCAUCUCCCAGAAUUACCGCAGGGAUGGAGCGCAUUGGAGACUCUUGCCGAGGCGUCGCGCCAGGUCGAUCUGAACGAGAACAAUCGUGGGCAAAAAAGCCCAGACGCAACCUCCGCCGCCAAUCCCCCCGCCGUCGCCAGCACCACAACCAUGAACAACGAAUUUUGCACCGAGCGCUUCGAAGUCCAAGAGCAAUUCACCCUUGACAACCCCCCAGUGAGCUAUGAUGCUAGAGCUCAGAGCAUUAAGAGAACUGAUCUAGCUACCCCACCACCGACCGAGUUAUCACCAGAAGAGCGGCUGCAAGCAUUAUUGCCAGGUGGUUCCAUUUCACCGGACGCUGCAAAUAUCUCCGUCGCUGUUGCAGCCACUGCCCGGCUCAACCCAUCGUUCUUAGACCCUCAACUUGUCAACGGAGAUCCUGUUCCUGUAGCCUCACCCCCGGUCACCGAAGAUAUCCAACCUCAAGAGGUGCUGCCUCUAGCAACCCCCGAACCGAAUGCAGCACAGCCUUGGGGCGAGAUGACAUAUCUUGCAAGCACACCUACUGCCCCGAUAAUGAACGAGAUUCCCAUAGCACCACAUCCUCUUAACCGGGGUGGUGUUCGCAUGGAUACGAGCGAUGGGUCUUUGAAUGGCAAGCCCCGCCAUGCUCGCGCAAGAUUUACACCUGCUAGACGGAAGGAGGUUCAAGAAGUUCGAAAGAUCGGUGCUUGUAUUCGUUGUCGGAUUUUGCGCAAGAACUGUGGCAGAGGUACCCCUUGUGAUACCUGCCGCAAGGUGCUGGCUCCACGCGUAUGGAGGACCGGGUGUGUUCGCACACGCCUCCAUGAACAACUGGACUUAUAUUCUGCAGGCGUACAAGUCGUUCUUUCUCAGAAUAGGAUCAAUCUUCUUAAGGAACAGCUCCAUCCAAUCAACAAUGGAACGGUCAUCGACAUGUCGCAUUAUCCCGAAACAGAAAUACACAUCAGUGCGCCAACUUUAGUAGCCUUGCUUGAACCGAGCGAGAGCCAAGCCGAGAUCAGGGGAAACAAGGAUGCUUAUCACCAGGUCAUUAUGAUCGAUCAAGAUGCCGAGGAUCUGCCUGACAAGGUGGAACGAUACAUGCGCGCUGUGCUUAAUAUUUUUAUUGAGCGGGAACCAUCCAAGUUCAUGCGUGUCACUCUGGAAACUGCCCAGCAGCUUCUGUCGGACGAGAAUGACGAUCUCCUCAAAAAGGCCCUGGAGCUUUGGGGCCUCGUAGAGACCAUUGAUCGAGAGAGGCAGUGGACGAUUUUGGAGAAACCUGGUGCGGAGGGCGAACAGCCGCGAUGGAUUAAGGAGUCCCAGAGCGGCAAUGAUGCUGACAUUUAUACUAUGAUAUGCAUGCAGCUGAACGCGGCAGCCGAGCGAAGAGCUAACAACACCUCAAAGAGUCUGCUCAGCCUCAUGCACCGGCUUCUUCAAGAUAGUAAGAUCAAGAUUGGGUUCAAGAUGUUUCUGACAGCUCUGAUUUUCCUCAAUUGUGUUGAAAAGUCAACAUGGGCCUUCAAAGCAUGGGAGCAAGAUCAUUUACGACCUGGAUGGCCCCUUGAGCGCGAUCCAAGUGCAUUCACUCAACAGGGUGGCAAUUUAGCAGGACUUCUGAAGAUGCUGUUGGCCAUCCGCAAAGCUUUGCCUCAGACGAUCCGCAACGAGGAGGGCAAGUUGGCAACAAAAGAUCAAGACCCUGUCGUGUCAGCCUACUUUGAAAAGCUUGAUCUAGAUUAUGAUACCAUUGCGGCCAGGCAGAAAGACUCGCAAUUUUCGCCUGCUGAUUCCCGUUCCUUGGAAUUGACAUUCUGCUCACACCUCCUUCUACCAAAUGUCCCAGUCUGA
Messenger RNA from Clonostachys byssicola, 2145 nucleotides. NCBI's taxonomy places the organism in Eukaryota, Fungi, Ascomycota, Sordariomycetes, Hypocreales, Bionectriaceae. The record is from the annotation of a GenBank genome assembly.